Theileria equi strain WA is the source of this 303-nucleotide messenger RNA. RefSeq lists its product as hypothetical. The record is from RefSeq and is a predicted model, not a curated record. Lineage: Eukaryota; Apicomplexa; Aconoidasida; Piroplasmida; Theileriidae. Bases 1 to 303 code for a protein of 100 amino acids. The transcript has 3 exons.
AUGUUGAAUGGCCUAAAAUUGUGUAUAAAUCAGUGUCUAUUCCCGCUAGUCGAUUCUCUGCACGGUUCAUUCUCUCCAAGAGUAUUCAAGCUAAAGUGCGACCACACAUUCCACCUACUUUGCCUAUUUGAAACGAUUCAAAGAAGGGAGUGCAGAAAGGUCUGCGGAGAGUGUUGGAAGGAAAUUGAGGAGGAAGAACAAAGGAUAAUUUUUAAAGAAGCCAAGAAGGAAAAGAAGGAAAUCGCAAGCUAUAGCCAUAGUCUGGCUGGCGAAAUUUUGGAGUAUAACGUCUCAUCAGAUUAG